AUGGUCCAUAGAAAUUGUAUAGACAUACCACACAUUAUAAAAGUUAGUCGCCAUGUUCAUUGUAUAACCUACAAUGAUUGCCUCAAGGCUGGUAAUUGGAAAUGUGAAGUUUGUCUGAAAGAGAUAAAUUGGACAUGUGGAGCUUAUUCUUGUUCGCAGUGUCCUGAUUUUGCAAUUCAUAUGAGAUGUGCCACAAGGUUUGGGAUUUUGGACGUGAUUGAACUUGAAAGCAUAUUAGAAGAUACUACCGACGCUAAAGCAUAUGAAGUGAUUGAAGAAGGAGUAAUAACGCAUUUUAUUCAUAAGAAUCAUACAUUAAAGCUCGAAGAAGGGGGUGAUGCUAAUGGUGAAUGUAGGCGUUGUACAGCAUGCACAUAUCCCAUAUUUUCUAGCCUAUUCUAUGAUUGCACGGUAUGUGACAAAUUCAUCAUUCAUCAGAAGUGUGCCUAUCUCCCAAAAAAGAAAAUAGAUCCUUUCUACAAGGUGUCCAUGACUUUAGCCGCAUAUACUUACGAUUUAAGUUUAUGUGAUGCUUGUCAAAACUAUUUUGAAGGUUUCGUGUACGCAAGUGAUAAUGAUAUCAUCCGCCUUGAUGUGCGAUGUGGUUCUAUAACUGAGCCUUUUGUCCAUGAAGGUCAUCCUCAUCAUUCGUUAUACGUCAGUUACUCAACAACAGACAAAUUCUGCAAUGCUUGUGGAGAUAAGGCACAUAUGGUUUUGAGUUGUGAGGAGUGUGGAUUUUUUUUAGACGUUAAAUGUUCUAUUUUGCCAAAGAUGGUUAAACACAAAAAUGAUAAAGAUCAUUUUCUGAGUCUAUGUUAUGGAGAAAAUACAAACGAGCAGUACUGGUGCAAGAUAUGCGAGGAAGUUCUGAACCCUAAAAAAUGGUUUUAUUCCUGUGAUUAUUGCGGCAUCACUUUUCAUAUCAAAUUGGGAAUUCCGGGUCUUUAA
This is a messenger RNA of Eruca vesicaria subsp. sativa (arugula), 951 nucleotides long. NCBI's taxonomy places the organism in Eukaryota, Viridiplantae, Streptophyta, Magnoliopsida, Brassicales, Brassicaceae. The record is from the annotation of a GenBank genome assembly.